Molecule: messenger RNA, 1041 nt
Organism: Chelonoidis abingdonii (Abingdon island giant tortoise)
Lineage: Eukaryota; Metazoa; Chordata; Testudines; Testudinidae
Source: RefSeq, a predicted model, not a curated record
GGAGCUGCAGCUGCGUCGGGCGGCCUGGCUGCGCUGGGAGGCCCUGCACCGGCUCCUGCAGGAGGUGCUGAUAGAGCAGAGGGCUGGCAGGGGGGAUGCCAGCCCUGCCCUGGAGCACAGGAAGUCCUGAGACAACAUGGACCGCGGCUGCUGGUCGGGGAGCUAAGCCGCAUCCUGGGCCGGGUCCCUUUCCCUGCGCUGAGCUGACCGCCCCUGCUGGACCUGGGGCCCCCUGGCCCCUGGGAAGCUUGCUGCCCCCGAGCCAGGACCUGCGCUGCUGCGGCGCAUCUUCCCCCAGGAGAUUUGAGUGUGAGAGGUUGCGGCGACAAGGGGCUGGCCUGCUGAGCUACCACGGCCUGACAGCGACAGAGCGGGGGAGACGGCGCGCUCUGUCCAUGCUCUGGACCCUGGCGGAGGGACUGGGCAGCGGGCAGCGGCGCCUGCAGCGCCCCCGGAGCCGGCGCCGGGAAGCUGCUGGGGGCUCUUGGAGAGGCAGCGAGCCCGCCCGUUACCCCAGGUUCAUCCUGCGGUGCCUGGGCCAUGCUGCGGCGCCUGGCCGAGGGCACCGGCCUCGGGCACAGCCCAGCUGGACCGGUCAACACCCACUACCUGAGGUGAAGUUGCAGCGCAUUCUCAAGAUCAGGCUGGAGGAGCUGAACGUGCUGCUGGACACCUACUCGCCAGAGAGGGUGGAGGUGCAUCGGGCCAUCAGGGCCAGCCUGCAGGGAGGCGUGCAGCAGCAGGAGCAGGAGCUGGCCACCGCGCAGAAGAUCCUGGCCACCUACGAGAGCCUGGGCCCCGAGUUCGAGGGGCUGGUGCAGGAGUAUGCCCAGCUGUGCGGGGGCAUCGAGAACAAGCGCUGGGCCCUGCACGAAUUCAACAAGGGCAGCCACUGAUGGGGGGCGCGGGCCCCACUGCCCGGGGGGCAAAUAAACAUGGCGCUGGAUCCUCUGGCUUGGUGCACCUGUCGUCCUUCCUGCCCCCGGGGCCCCUCCCCGAGCCAGCGCAGAACCCAGGAGUCCUGCCCCCAGCUCCCCGUGC